Molecule: messenger RNA, 1238 nt
Organism: Vitis vinifera (wine grape)
Lineage: Eukaryota; Viridiplantae; Streptophyta; Magnoliopsida; Vitales; Vitaceae
Product: tubulin-folding cofactor C
Exons: 1
Coding region: 101-1156 (351 amino acids)
Biological process (GO): tubulin complex assembly; post-chaperonin tubulin folding pathway
Cellular component (GO): cytoplasm
Molecular function (GO): tubulin binding
Source: RefSeq, a predicted model, not a curated record
UCUUAAUUUUUGGUUCCAGGUCCGAAUUACAAUUGUCACUUUUUUUUGCCCCUCUGAGCAUCGUUUCGAGCGCACUUCAAACCACUCACAGUCGCAGCAAAUGGAGCAACACCAGGACCCGAAAAACCCUAACCAAGUCCUAGACUCAGCCACCCAAAAAAAGCACGCUUCAAUGCUGGAACGCCUCUCCAACCUCCAGCAGACCCGCUUGCAGCAGUCCCUCGCUCGCAAAUCCGACUCCGUCUCCGGCCCUUCUUUUGAAUCCACCCAAUCUUUCCUAACCCGGUUCUCCGACUCCAAUCGCUCCAUUGAGUCCCAACUGGCUGGCGCCCGUCUCACCUGCGAUCCCCAACGCCGAUCCGACCUUCAACAGAUCUCCACUUCUAUUGCCGAUCUCGAAAAGCUCGUAGCUGAGAACUCCUACUACUUGCCCUCUUACGAAAUCCGCUCCGCUCUCAAAUCGGUAUCUGAAUUGAAGCAGACUCUUGACAAUUUGAAUUCCGAGUUACUCCCCAAAAAGAAAUUUUCGUUUCGCAAUAAAGGGACAAAGAGAGAACCAAGCAACGCGCCAGAGGAGAAGGAAUUUGGAAAUGCUGAUUUGCAGCCGAAACUAGUAUUUUCGAUCCCCGAUACGCCGGGGUUUAGGAAUAAGGAAGGUGAGCUUUUGGUUAAAGAUUUUAGGGGUUCGGAUAUUGGGGAAUUUACCAUUUCGGAUCUUGAUUCUUGCGAAGUGAGGUUGAGUGGUUGCGUCCGAACCAUUUUUAUCCAUCGCUUGAAGAAUUGUCGUGUUUUUGCUGGUCCAGUUUCUGGGUCCAUUUUGAUUGAGGAGGUUGAAGGGUGCGUUUUUGUGUUGGCGUCACAUCAGAUUCGGAUUCAUUAUGCCAAAGGGAGUGAUUUUUAUCUCAGGGUGCGGAGUAGGCCGAUAAUUGAGGACAGUAAUGGUGUGAGGUUUGCGCCCUAUUGUUUGUGUUAUCAAGGAAUUGAGGAAGAUCUUAAAGAUUCAGGUCUUGAUGAGGAAACGGGAAACUGGGCAAAUGUGGAUGAUUUUCGGUGGUUGAGGGCUGUGCAGUCUCCAAACUGGUCUGCUUUGCCAGAGAACGAAAGGAUCGGUACUGUAAAUAUUUCAAAUUUGGAAACCAGGAGUGAAGAAAGUUAGAGCAUUUUGUACUGUGGGUUUGAUAAGGCCCAGUGUAUCCAUUCUUUUAAAUGAAAAUUGAGGCAUUCAAAUUUUUAGGUAA